UGAAGAGGAUGCACCAUGUGACAAUAGACAUCAACUUGUUCAAGGCCCCCUACCUCCCAGCAUCAGGCACACGAUGUUCACUGACCUGAAAGCUGGUGUAUCAUACUCCAUAUAUGUGGAAAUACUGGUGGAGGGCCUUCCCCACCCUGUCAGGUGUAAACCAAUCAGAGAGGUCCCUGCACAGGCCCCACCUCCACCUCAUCUUAGACUGUCUGUGAUUGGCCAGAGAGAGAGGCAGAAGAUUGAAAACAUUAUAUUUGAACUAGUUGGUAGGAAAAACAGUCUGCAGAAAUCAGUGCAAUAUCAACAAAGUCUUCAAUGUCACAAGAAAUCAUCCAAGGAGCCAGAGAUGGAGAGACUGGAAUCUUCCAAGAAAGAGUUGGAAAAGAUGAUUUACAGGUGUUUCAAAUCUCUGCCACAAUAUACAGGUGUGUUGAAUUUGACCCUUGAAUGGGAGGUGACAGACACCACAGAUGCAGUCGUGAGAGGGUACAUUGUACAGGUGAAUGGGGAGCAGUACGGAUCUGUUCUACAUGAAGGAGUCACCAAACUUGACAUCCAGCUGGACCUGGAGAGACGUUUCCACAGUGUGCAAUUGUUGACGGUGACUCACUAUCCCGAGGACGCGCAGCAGUCAUCCACGCUGCAAGUCUGCACCGAGGAUUUCCUGCCGUUCGCUGUUUUCUGUUUCCAUCACGUCCACAAGCAACUGGCCAGAUGGCCAGAUAAGGGGUGCUGUUUCUAUGGCAACAGCCUGCCAGAGGAGCAGCAGUCUCCCCCACCUGUCAAUCAGUGGUUGCUAGGGCGAUGCACCCCUCCCCCUGCCUGUACUGUAUAUGACGUAAUGACAGAAGGUUGUGCACCGCUGGUCACCAGGAGACAGAUCCCCAGACCUGAUGUCAUCCUCUUCUGGACAAGCUGGUGUGUUGCAUCCAAGAGAAUCAUGCCCUUCUUUGUCGACUACGCUCGUGAGAACACGCUUCGUUGUGCCUUCACCGCCUGCUGCUGUAGCACGGCAAACGACCGCGAUCACAUGACCAAACUCCAGGACCUGAUCCUGGACCGCUGCUGGAGGAACGACGUGACCAUCAGGCACUGCUGCUGUUGCCAGGCAACCAAGGUCAGGCUGGAGAAGGACACCCCGGUCCAGAGAGGCGCCAUGCUGCAGAGACUGUCCUCCAACGUGCCCCAGCUGUUUGGUGUACCGGGUGUGCCAACCAUUGUUGUCAUCAGUGCUGAUGGAUACCUGGCCUGGAGAGGACAGACCUGUGCAAUAGAUUACCCAUCAUUCAAAGCAGCCAUGGAUGAGGUGGUGGGGAAGGUUCUGUCCCAGCGGCCGACACCGGCCAGCUACAGUUCUGUUGGACACAACCUGAUGUUGGGAAGAACAGGUCGUCCCAGAACCAUGUCUGCUGUGUCCAAGACGUCGUCCUCCCAACACUCUACCAUGUCUGAACCCACCAUGUCCAGACUGCCACACACAGGCAGGGCUGCCAACAUCAACAGGCACAGUGCACCUAUACUCAGACUAAGAGAGAGGAUGAAGAUGCUGAAAUUGAGAGAAUCACAACCAACCGACAGAAAUGACCCAUGGGAUGGGGAGGAACCGUUGUUGAUGAAGCCGGUGGCCCCUAUCAUUGUAGAACCCAGUGGCAUCACCCCUCCCUCAACCAUUAUUGUAACUCCCCCUACACCUGAGAGGAAGAGAGUUGCGGGUUUUCUGUCAAAGAAUUCUCCUGGUCCAACAUUUGUCCUGUGGAGAAGAAGAGAUCCAAAGGCUGCUUCUUAGUAACUAUGAUGGACAAAUAGCACACAAAGAAGGAUGGUCGAAGGAUUGGAAAAAUCAGUAUAAGCAGCACUCGUAUGACUAUCAAAAAAGAAAGUUAUAGUAUGACAUUUAAAAAAAAUAUUAUCACACAAAUGGAUGACGAAAAAAAAAGGUCUUU
Molecule: messenger RNA, 1946 nt
Organism: Branchiostoma belcheri (Belcher's lancelet)
Lineage: Eukaryota; Metazoa; Chordata; Leptocardii; Amphioxiformes; Branchiostomatidae
Exons: 11
Coding region: 74-1789 (571 amino acids)
Source: RefSeq, a predicted model, not a curated record